This is a messenger RNA of Clarias gariepinus (North African catfish), 2355 nucleotides long. It is a transcript of the gene bmi1b, whose product is annotated as bmi1 polycomb ring finger oncogene 1b. NCBI's taxonomy places the organism in Eukaryota, Metazoa, Chordata, Actinopteri, Siluriformes, Clariidae. Gene Ontology annotation, cellular component: PRC1 complex. The transcript is spliced from 10 exons. Gene Ontology annotation, biological process: negative regulation of transcription by RNA polymerase II. The record is from RefSeq and is a predicted model, not a curated record. The coding region runs from base 384 to 1370 and encodes 328 amino acids. Gene Ontology annotation, molecular function: promoter-specific chromatin binding.
GCAGCAGCACCUUCCUUACCCCAGCGCUGAACGGGAACAGAAAAUCGAGCGUUACCGGGAUUUCACCAUCCACCUUUCCUGUUGUUGUUGGAGAUCUGUGGAUUGCUCACCGCUUGGGGAUCGGUCCUGUGUGCGGGGGGGUGUCAUUUUUUUUGUCUGCGUGUGAAAAGGCUGAGAUGAGCUCGGCGGCUUUGCUACGUUAGAACCGCUGCAACUGACAGGCAGUGUGUGUGUGCACUUCACUCCAAGAUGGCCGCUUGGUGCUUAACGCUGGCUUUUUGCUGAUCCACUCUUAAGUUUCGUCGUGUGCUUUUAAAAAAGAGAAAGAAAAAAGAGCUGGUGAGCAGCGACUCUCGCAAAGCAGAGCAAGGUGCGCGAGCCUCAUGACGAUGCAUCGAACCACGCGAAUAAAGAUCACCGAGCUGAACCCGCAUCUCAUGUGCGUGUUAUGCGGCGGCUACUUCAUCGACGCGACCACCAUCGUUGAGUGUCUUCAUUCGUUUUGUAAAAUGUGCAUCGUGCGGUAUUUAGAGACCAGUAAAUACUGUCCCAUAUGUGACGUGCAAGUUCACAAAACCAAACCACUUCUAAAUAUCAGGUCGGAUAAAACCCUUCAGGACAUUGUGUACAAGCUGGUGCCUGGUCUGUUCAAAAAUGAAAUGAAGCGGAGAAGAGAUUUUUAUGCAGCGCAUCCAUCUGUUGAUGCUGCUAAUGGAUCGAAUGAGGAUCGGGGAGAAGUGGCUGACGAGGACAAGAGAAUCAUUGCUGAUGAUGAGAUCAUUAGUCUCUCGAUUGAGUUUUUUGAUCAGAGCAGAUAUGGAAAUGGUGAUGGUGAAAACAAAGAACCCACAAAAGAGGCAAAUGUAAAGCGUUAUUUGCAAUGCCCAGCUGCCAUGACAGUUAUGCAUCUCAGAAAGUUUCUUCGAAGUAAAAUGGAUAUUCCCUGUACCUUCCAGAUUGAAGUCAUGUAUGAAGAUGAGCCUCUGAAAGAUUAUUAUACAUUAAUGGAUAUUGCCUAUAUCUACACCUGGAGGAGGAACGGUCCACUGCCUCUGAAGUACAGAGUGCGUCCUGGGUGUAAGAAGCUAAAGCUGAGCAGCGCGCCGAACUGUGGAACCGCAGGUCGAAAACCUGAAACGGAGAGUGACUCUGGAAGCGAAAAGCUCACUAGUCCGGUCAUUCACGCUCCUACACCUUCCACAUCCUCUUCUCUUCCAAGUCAGAGCGCUCCAGUCAAAUCCUCACAUUCAAGUUUCUCUCAUCUCUCACCAGUCAAUGGAGUUUCCAACAAAGCCGGCCCUAACGGCCAAGUCUCAUUCAGCAGCAAAGCCAGCAAGGGCUCAGUUAAUGACUCUAACCCUCUGGGGUGACAAAAAGACUAAUGGACAUGAAAGCUGUCAGAGGAGGAGCUGGACACAAAGUUUGAACUGUAGUCAGAGACAGUGAUUUUUCUGGAUUUGGUAAGAAAAGCUAAGCUGCGACUGCUAACUCUGUCCCUGAGUCAGCACAUGCAACGUUUUUGCAAUCGGGAGCUGUUUUUUUUUCUUUUUUUCGAAAGGCAGUUUCUUUACUGAACCACAUUUUGCUUUUGUAUCUUGUAUGUUUAAGUAUGUAUGUUAAGUAUGACUUCUUAUGUUUCUGUUAAUUACUAAGCUUUCAUUGGUUGAACAAAGUUCAUGAAGUAUAUUUUGUGCAUGAAGAACCCAAAAUGAACGCCAGGAAUAUUUUGUAUAAAACUCCAAAUCAGUCAUAUAGAUUAGGGCAUCGGUGUGUAGAAAAGGAUUUUGUUUUUAAAGGAAGCACUGGUAUACCAGUCAGACACAAUUGGUUAAAAAGACAGUUGAUUGUUUAAAAAAAAAAAAAAAAAAAAAAAAGGUAUUAAGGGCUAUUAAGUUCUUGUCUAAUUUUAGUUAAGCUCUGAAAAAAGAAACAUAUGUGGAAGAAAAAUGAAGGAUCAACUAGAAACUCUUGGAUGUUCUAUUCAUGCUUCAGACAGUUCCUCAAAUGUUUUGAUUUUGAGAAACUCCAUGAAAGUUUAGAAGAUCGUUCAGGAACCAAGAUGAAGUACGACCUUUGAAUAGUCGCUUCCUUUUUUUCUCACUUCAGUGGAUAUUAAAAUGUCCAGAUUAUUGAUUUCACAUGCCUUAGCAUAUUUGUCUUUUCAGUGUAUUUUGCCUAAGGGGACAUGUCUUUGUUCAUGUCUUUGUGCUACAGAACUGUCUAAGUUUCCUGACAAUUAUUUUUGGCCGACACUUUCAGGCCUGUGUAUCGUUUUCUGUUGUACAAUAUAAAACCUGUAUCUGAAUAAACAUUUUACGUUUUUAUUACUAAGAUGUCGGCUUUUUGAUUUUCUUG